AUGGCGACCCCCGCCCCCGCCACCAAGACCACCUUCACCAUCGGCACACGCAAGUCCAAGCUUGCGCUGGAACAAACAGAAUUGGUCUCCGCUGCCUUGAAAAAGACACACCCGGAAUGUGAAUUCAAGAUCUUUUCCAAGGAGACGGCUGGCGAUCUCAACACAAAGAUUGCUCUGCGGGACUUCACAAGCAAAAACCUGUGGACCGAAGAGCUUGAAGAGCUCAUGAUGGACGGCCAAGUUGACCUGAUCGUCCACUCCCUCAAAGAUGUGCCGACCGUUCUACCUGCAAGCUGCACGCUUGGCCCGAUGAUGCCUCGCGAGGAUAGCAGAGACGUCCUGGUUGUGAAGCAAGGAUUGCCUUACAAGAGCUUAGCCGAAAUUCCUGCUGGGUCUAUUGUCGGCACUUCGUCUAUCCGCCGAACAGCGCAAUUGGCUCGCAAAUACCCGCAUCUGAAAGUCCUCGAUGUUCGCGGGAACAUUGGUACCCGCUUGGCCAAGUUGGACGCUGAAGACAGCCCCUAUACGUGCAUUAUCCUUGCAGCGGCUGGCUUGCUGCGACUGGAUCUGGGAGAUCGCAUCACGCAGUAUCUCGAUUCAAGCAGUGGAAUGCUUUACGCUGUCGGGCAAGGUGCUUUGGGUAUUGAAAUCCAAAAGGAUAACGUCGUCCUGCAAAGCAUGUUGAAUAAGAUUGGCCAUUGGGAGACGACCUAUGCUUGUCUCGCCGAGCGUAAUCUCCUGCGAACCCUCGAAGGCGGCUGCAGUGCUCCCCUCGGAGUGGAAACGGAAUGGGUGCAAACUGCCGAGGGCAAGAAGAAGCUUCGUAUGCGCUCUGUGGUCGUGAGUGUUGAUGGACAGCAAUGCGCUCAAGUUGAGAUUGAUGGCGAAGUCGACUCGACGGAGAGCGCAGAAGCCUUCGGCGUUACUGUGGCUCAGGCCCUGAUUGAGCAAGGUGCUGGGACCAUUUUGGAAGAAAUUCAACGUCAGAAGCUGGCCAAGGAGACUGCUUCCAAGUAA
This is a messenger RNA of Penicillium diatomitis, 1017 nucleotides long. Its product is annotated as Porphobilinogen deaminase. Gene Ontology annotation, cellular component: cytoplasm. The transcript has 2 exons. Gene Ontology annotation, molecular function: hydroxymethylbilane synthase activity. The coding region runs from base 1 to 1017 and encodes 338 amino acids. NCBI's taxonomy places the organism in Eukaryota, Fungi, Ascomycota, Eurotiomycetes, Eurotiales, Aspergillaceae. Gene Ontology annotation, biological process: heme biosynthetic process. The record is from RefSeq and is a predicted model, not a curated record.